UUGACAAAAAAGGGGAGAAGAUGGCAUACCUUCACAUUGACUAUCUCACUAGAGUUGUAUAGUUGCACGUGGAUGACACUUCUGUUGUCCCCCUCGUGAAAGAGAAUCGCUACAUACAAUAGAGAGAUAGAGAGGAAGCUUGUGGAGUUGAAUGCAAAGGAGGAGGAAGAAGAACCUCGUGGAGUUCAAAGCUGAGUUGGUGGUGGAAUCUCGUGGUUGCAAAGAAGAAGCUCAUUGGUGGUGGAGUUGAACAAUGAGGAGGAAGAAGAAGGUAUAAUUUGAAAAGGGUAGUUUGUGAUUAUUUUAAAAUUGGGAGGUGCAGGAUGCGAAAAGGGAGGUGUAGUUUGAAGAAGAAGCUCAUGUGUUUUUUUUUUGCCCAUUACCGAAAAGUGAUGCAUGCAGGGUUUUAGUGUUGUAGAACCCUACACCAGUAGUGAGAGUGUGGAACCUUCGCUAACCCUAAAAUUUUCCGAUAACGAAAUGGCAUCCACCGCCGGCGCCGCCGCGAGAUCGAUUUUCCGUUCGUGUUCCUCUCGCCGCGCCGCGUUCCGUCUCGGCUCCGAAGCCAAAGCGGCUCGGUCUCCGUUCCGCGUCGCUUCCAACCAACCUCUCUCGCAAUCUACACUCAGGUGUCCCGUUGAAUUGAGCUUUUGUGUGGAAUCCAUGUUACCGUACCAUACUGCAACUGCUUCUGCUUUGAUGACUUCGAUGCUAUCCGUCUCUCGCCACAGCUACGGUUGGCUUCCUGAAGAUUGCAAUGAUGAUGUGUGAUAAGUGUUCUGAAGAUUGAAGCAAUCUUUUAUGUACAAAUCUGGUUCGUGAGACAGUGUUUUGACUGAGCCAUUGGAUGGACAAAUUGAGUCCCAAAGGCUGAAAGGAACUUUAAAAACCUAGAUCGCCUGACUUCUGUUCUUUCUUAUUUCAGAUGCAUAAAAGGCUGUCAUUUUAUUCACCCGGAUGUUAGAGUCUAAAGGCAAAAUAAGUUGAAAUUGUAUUGUGACGUUGGAUAAAGUAUUGUAAUGUCUAUCCUUGUUAUUAAAUUUCGUAUGGAAUCAACUAGGGAUUUUUAAGGAAUGCUGGAUUGCAGCAUCUAGCGAAAGUUCUUUAUUUCAACCAAUUGAUGCUUGUUAUGCAUCCUUCCCUUUUGACUAGUCUAAAUCCAUGAUUUCUGUCUAUCAAUUAUCCAAUUUCUUAUGGUAUAUAAGGUGUUAUAUUUGGUAUA
Molecule: messenger RNA, 1222 nt
Organism: Glycine soja
Lineage: Eukaryota; Viridiplantae; Streptophyta; Magnoliopsida; Fabales; Fabaceae
Product: protein NUCLEAR FUSION DEFECTIVE 6, chloroplastic/mitochondrial-like
Exons: 3
Coding region: 397-771 (124 amino acids)
Cellular component (GO): mitochondrion
Source: RefSeq, a predicted model, not a curated record